CUUUCUCUUUCUCUUUUUAUGGCUUUAUUUUUACUAAAUAAAACCCGCUUUGUUACAAGAGCUUGCACUCAGUUGAUCUACCGACGCUCAUUCAACACAAGUCGAGCUCAUUUUCGAAAUGUCGAAACUCCUGUACCUUCUGCCCGUGGGCCUUUAGAGGGUAUUAGAAUAUUGGAUCUGACCAGAGUGUUAGCUGGUCCUUACUGUACAAUGAUGCUUGGUGACUUGGGAGCCGACGUGAUAAAAGUCGAGAAUCCCAAUGGUGGUGAUGACACGCGGGCGUGGGGGCCACCAUUUGCCACAAACAAAGACCCAAACGAUCUCACUCAUGGUGAAUCUGCGUAUUUUCUCUGCGUUAAUCGAAACAAAAGAUCAGUCACUGUCAACAUGAAGACAGAAGGCGGCCGUCAGCUAAUCUACGAUCUCGUAAAGGAAAGCGACGUUCUUGUUGAAAAUUAUUUGCCUGGAAAGCUCGAAAAGCUUGGUCUAGGCUAUAAGCAGCUGAGUGAGAUCAAUCCAAGGUUGAUCUAUGCAUCUAUUACAGGUUACGGUCAAACCGGUCCGUACGCCGACAGACCAGGAUAUGAUGUUAUUAUCGAAGCAGAGGGGGGAUUAAUGCAUAUCACAGGCGAACCAGAGGGAGCACCCGUCAAGGUGGGUGUGGCCAUUACGGAUCUGACGACGGGUAUGUAUGCUCAUAGCGCUAUCUUGGCUAGUUUAUUGCAGCGCUCUACGACCGGCAAAGGACAGCACAUUGAUUGCUCACUGCUUGAAUCGCAAGUCGCCUCCUUGGCCAACAUAGCCUCUAAUUAUUUGGUUGGCGGCCAAGAAGCUAGACGUAUGGGCACCUCGCAUCCUUCGAUCGUACCAUACCAAGUCUUCCCCACCAGGGAUUCCUUUGUCAUGAUCGGCGCAGGAAAUGAUGGACAGUUUGUUAAGCUCUGUAAACGCAUGGGACUCACUCAUCUUGUGCAGGACAACAGGUUCAAGACAAACUCUGAUCGAGUCAAGAAUCGCAAAGAACUCAUUCAACUACUACAAGAUCGAUUACAGGAAGAAGAUAAUUGCUAUUGGCUUGAAACACUCAACGGAGCUGGAUUUCCAUUUGCACCUAUCAACAAUAUAGAACAAACAUUCCAUCACCCUCAGAUACUGGCAAGAGGCUUAGUUCAUCAAGUGAACCAUCCUCGUGCAGGUAAAAUAAACCUUGUGGGCCCGCCUGUGAAAUAUAGCGACGCAAAGACUAGUAUCAGAAGACCACCGCCUCUUCUUGGAGAACAUACAAAUGAAGUGCUUGAACAAAUUCUGGGUUACAAUAAGGAAAAGAUUGAAACCCUUAGAGAGAAAGGCGCCAUUGGAGUAUAGAUUUUUAUUCUAGGAUCAAGAAAUAAAGUGCUCUUAAAAUUUAAAACUUGCAUGAGGCUUAUCGUAAGUGGGUGACAUCAGCCCAGAACUAUUCUGUUCGUAUGGAUUAGAGUAAGGAGAUAAGCUGGCCUUUCUUGGCCUUUCCACUGCACUUGACGGGACUUUUUGAGAUGCAUGAUAUAGAGUACUCGAUUUUGAUAGCUUAGGUGCUGGUAUAGAAUAAAAAUAGUUGGAAUCUGGAGAAGCAGUCGUGGAUGAUUUUGAAGCAGCCAUUCUUCUUACGGCCGAAGAACUAACAGGUGGUGUUGGCCUUAACGGGAACCCGUCUUCCUCGUUUGAUCUUCUUUGGCCAACAGGCGAUGUGGGUUGUGGUGAUGUAGUCGAAUAGUGUACUGGAAACACAGACGGUGAAUCUAGAAUAGUAGGACUAAGUGGAAGUUCACCAUGCUGUUGAUGUUGUUGCUGUUGCUGCUGUUGU
Messenger RNA from Rhizopus microsporus ATCC 52813, 1843 nucleotides. Its product is annotated as formyl-CoA transferase. The record is from RefSeq and is a predicted model, not a curated record. Bases 19 to 1365 code for a protein of 448 amino acids. Lineage: Eukaryota; Fungi; Mucoromycota; Mucoromycetes; Mucorales; Rhizopodaceae. The transcript is spliced from 3 exons. Gene Ontology annotation, molecular function: catalytic activity.